Molecule: messenger RNA, 2263 nt
Organism: Gallus gallus (chicken)
Lineage: Eukaryota; Metazoa; Chordata; Aves; Galliformes; Phasianidae
Gene: TRMT2A
Product: tRNA methyltransferase 2 homolog A
Exons: 11
Coding region: 362-2170 (602 amino acids)
Biological process (GO): RNA processing
Molecular function (GO): RNA binding; RNA methyltransferase activity; S-adenosylmethionine-dependent methyltransferase activity
Source: RefSeq, a predicted model, not a curated record
CCCUCCGCCACACGGCGAGCCGCGAGCCCCGAGCCGUGGCCGAGCAGCGCCGAGCUUCGAGUCCCCGCCCGGCAGCGCGGAGCCCCGGCCCGGCAGCUCUCCCCUCCUCUUCCCUGGGCCGCGCCGUUCCCCUCCCGCCGCUCCCCGCCGUGGCGGCCCGGCCCAAGAUGGCGGCGGCGCUGAGGGAGCGCUGAGGCGGCGCGUCGGUCGCGGUUAUUUUAUUUUUCCAUCGGGCGCCGCGCGUCUACGCGCGGAACGCGGCAGUUCUGAGGGGCGCCCUUAGCAGAAGCACACUGCGGGCGAUCGGGUUCCCUCCCUUUCUCCUUCCGUAGCCGCUCCGCCCAUCCCGCCCCGCAGCGCCAUGGAGGCGGCCGAGGGCGGCCCCGACGUGUACGGAUACACCCGGGCGGACCUCUUCACCUCCGAGAUCUACAAGGUGGAGAUACAGAACCUCCCGAAGUAUAUCGGGUUUAACGACGUGAAGAAGUUCCUCGCCAAGUACGGGCUGAGCCCUCACAAGAUAAAGCUCCUCGGCAAGCAGACGUUCGCCUUCGUGACGUUCAAGAGCGAGGAGGAGAGGGACGAGGCCGUGAGGGUCCUCCACGGCGCCGCCUGGAAGGGCCGCGCCCUCGGCGUGCGGGCGGCCAAACCCAAGGCCGACCCCAUGGCGCGGAAGCGGCGGCAGGAGGAGCGGGCCGGGGCCGGGGCCGAGCCCGCGGAGCCCCUCAGCAAGCGGAUCGCCGACGUGGUCACCCCGCUGUGGGCCGUGCCCUACGAGCAGCAGCUGGCCGAGAAGCGGCGGGAGUGCGAGCAGGUGCUGCAGAAGCUGGCCAAGGAAAUUGGAAAUACCAACAGAGCGCUGCUGCCCUGGCUGUUCCUGCAGAAGCAGAAGUACAACAAAAUGUGUUGCCCGGUAGAGGGAGUGAAGGCCUCACCUUUACAGACCGAAUAUCGCAACAAAUGCGAGUUCUUGAUUGGGAUUGGUGUAAAUCAAGAAGACAAAACUGUGGGUUGUCGUCUUGGCAAAUAUAAGGGCGGUACCUGCGCUGUAGUGGAGCCAUUUGAUACCAUUCACAUUCCUGCUGUUGCCAAAAAAGUAGUAAAAGCUUUUCAAGACUACAUAAGGUCAACUCCUUACUCAGUUUACAGCCCAGAAACCUAUGAAGGUCACUGGAAGCAGCUCACAGUCCGUACCAGCAGGAACGGCCACAUCAUGGCAAUCGUUUACUUUAAUCCUCAGAAAUUAAGCAGAGAAGAGCUAGCUGACCUGAAGGCCGCACUGGCAAAACACUUCACUGAAGGGGCAGGGAAGGAGAGCGGCAUUACUUCUCUGUACUUUGUGGAGGAAGGCCAAAGGAAAUCUCCCAAUCUGGAAGACUUGCCUUUGGAGCACGUGGCUGGCGAUAAGUACAUCUACGAAGAACUUCUUGGCCUAAAAUUUAGAAUUUCUCCUCAUGCAUUUUUUCAAGUAAACACACAGGCUGCAGAAGUUCUGUAUGCUGCCAUCAGGGAGUGGGCACAGUUGAGCCAAGAAAGCACCGUGCUUGACAUCUGCUGUGGUACUGGAACUAUUGGGAUUUCUUUGGCCAAGAAAGUGAAGAAAGUGAUUGGAAUUGAACUCUGCCAAGAAGCUGUGCAGGAUGCCAAAGCCAAUGCCCAGAUUAAUGAGCUGAGUAAUAUUGAAUUUCAUUGUGGGAAGGCUGAAGAUAUCGUUCCUUCCUUAAUUAACAUAUUAGCUCCCCAGAACCUGAUUACUAUUGUAGAUCCCCCUCGAGCAGGACUGCAUUCCAGGGUAAUUCUUGCAAUUAGAAGAGCUGAACAGCUGAAGAAGCUUAUCUAUGUGUCCUGCAAUCCUAGAGCUGCAAUGAAUAACUUUGUGGACCUUUGCCGGGCCCCUUCCAACCGAGUCAAAGGAGCCGCCUUCCGUCCCGUUAAAGCAAUGGCUGUGGAUCUCUUCCCUCAGACCAAGCACUGUGAGUUACUGAUACUCUUUGAGAGGGUUGAAUAUACAAAUGGAAGCUCUACUGAAGCAAAGCCUGAUGCUGCUCAAGUCACAGUAGAAGGCAACAAGUCAGAGCACUUAGAUGAUACCAACCCAGCUAACACUGAUGUACGCCAGGCGGCUUCUGUAGCUAUAGAUACAGCAUGCAAAGAGAAGGAAUCAACUUAACGCCUGUGAAAUACUUUUCAGAAACUACUUUUGUGUCUUAACUGCUUCAAUAGCGUUACUGCUGUAAGACCUAGGUAAUAAAUCUUAACAACA